This is a messenger RNA of Leptomonas pyrrhocoris, 2273 nucleotides long. RefSeq lists its product as hypothetical. Gene Ontology annotation, molecular function: metal ion binding; phosphoprotein phosphatase activity. The record is from RefSeq and is a predicted model, not a curated record. The transcript has a single exon. NCBI's taxonomy places the organism in Eukaryota, Euglenozoa, Kinetoplastea, Trypanosomatida, Trypanosomatidae. Bases 264 to 2273 code for a protein of 669 amino acids.
GAUUCACAUCUGUCCGUUCAGGUGUGAGCUUGUGUAGUGGAGCGUAAGCGCUUCCUGUAUCAUACUUUUUUUUUUGCUGUCUUUCAAGACUCCUUUCUAAGCUCCGAAUACUUUCACGCCAUCUUUUUAUUAUUAUUGUUUUCUUUCCCCUCACAGUGUUCUGAUUAAUAAGUAAGCCUGCACCCGUACGUGUGUGUGUGUGUGUGUGUGUCUCAGCUUUCUUAUACCCAAUCAUUUCUCAGUUUAAAGAGUUAAAGAGGAAGAUGAACUCCCAAUUGUCUCCUGCGUCCCUCGACGGCGGGGGUGCCAACUUCAUGCACCGCGAUCGAUUUGAGGUGAACCAGUACGUGCGCGUGCAGGUAUCCGCGACCCGCUUCGCCAUCGGCGUGGUGACCUCCAUCGACGAAGAUCACGACAAGGCCACGGUGGAGACGCGCAACGGCUACGAGGUGACCCUGCCCAUUUCGUCCCUGCACCGCGCCUUCUUGGUUGUGCUCGAUCUCAACGGCGUGCUCGUGGCGCGUGGUCGCGGCAGCUUCAUCCUGCGCCCACACGUGAUGGACUUUUUGAAGUUUGUCUUUUCAAACUUCGUGGUUGCUGUGUGGACGAGCGGGUUGCAGCGGUCGUCCAACCCGAUCAUCGAGCACGUCUUUGGCAGUUAUCGUGACCUCCUCCUCUUCACGCUGUUCCGCGAUUCGUGCGUGUCGAAGGCGACGCCGGAGAACCCGUACGGCACGGAGAAGAACCUGCAGACCAUCUUCGACCGCUACCCGCUGAGCUUCCACGCCGUGAACACGAUCAUCAUCGACGACUCGCCCGACAAGUGCUCACACCCCGAUAUUGCGCUGUGCCCCGUCCCAUUUAAGGACCCCGUCGCACAGAGCCAGGAUGACGGCCUCUUGGAAACAAUGGAGACGCUGCGGCAGGUGCUGCUGCUGGACUCCGGUGCGCCGCUGAUCCUCGCGGCAGAGGAGCGCCUGCACCGCUUGGCGGAGCAGCAGCAGCAGCAGCGACACCGAGACGAAGAUCAAUCGCAGCAACCGCAACAGGAGCAGAGUGGCACGACCCCGCCCUCUGUCACCGCACCCGGCGCCUCCUCAUCCAAUUCGGAGCCGCAGCACUCGCCUGAAUACCCCGGCGUGCCAGCAGACAUGGAGGAGGUCGAGCUGUGGCGCACUCGGCUCUGCUGCGAGAACCUAAUGGGCACGUGCGCACGCGGCGAGACGUGCCCCUUCAGCCACGACCCCGACGACAGCCGACCCUGUUCGCGCAAGAGCAACUGCCGUUAUCACGGCUCGCGUUGGCCCAAGACCAGCGAGGAGGCGGAGCAAGAAGUGGCGCGGCGCCAACUGCGCGAAGCCAAGCAGCGGCAGCGCAAGGUGGAGCUCGAGCAGCGCCGACACGAACAACAGCAAGAGAAAAACAGCCGCCGAGGACAGCUGCGGGGCCCGACAGAUCUGCUGAGUCAGCUACAGCAGUCCGUGGCAUCGUCGUCGUCUUCGCUCCCUCUGCAACGCCAGCGGGGUGGGGGCGGUGGCGGUCGUCAUCGCCAGGAACGGCGGCACCCCCGGCGCAACGACAGACGGGACGAGGAUGCGUGGGGUGGAGGAGAAGAAGAAGCGCACGACAACACGAUCCACGAACAGCAACAACAGCGGUGGAGCACGGCGACGGCAGGGAGAGGGUCCUCCCCCACGCAGGGAUCGUACAACCUGAAUGGGCCACAGGAGCGUAGCGAUUGGAAAGGAUCGACAUCGUCGCCACACCCCACGGUGGGUGACGCAUUUGGCGAAGCCUCGUACACACAUCUAAACGGCAACAGCGGCAAUAACGACAACCACCUCAGCUCUAGCUAUCGACGGCUGAUGCAGCACCACAACCAGAACAGCCUCAGCCACAACGCCAGCGCGGACCUCCGCCACGAGGCACACCCGCAAUCUCACGAACAACAGCGACACGGCCAAGAUAGCCAAGUUGCAGAAUCAGUGUCUUUCUUCUUCCAAAAUGCGACCACCACCACUAUAGAGCCCUUCAGCACACGUCCAAUCGCGCCAUCGCCCCCAUCCGUGCAGCAGCCUGCGAUGCAGCCCUUCCCCGGGCCGCCCGCCUCGCUGUUCGCGGCGCCGUCAGGGCAAAAUCAGAACUUCGGCACGGGAGGGAGCUAUCGCGGGUUGCCGGAGCCGCCGCAGCCGCAGACCAUUCACAUUAGUGGAAGUUGUGGCGACUCGAACGCCGUUGUGAACCAGCUGCAGGCACUCAUGCGGAAGAGCUAG